AUGGCACCUAAAGGAGUGGCGAUUGGCAUUGACCUGGGCACCACCUACUCCUGUGUGGGGGUCUUCCAGCAUGGCAAGGUGGAGAUCAUCGCCAACGACCAGGGGAAUCGCACCACCCCCAGCUACGUGGCCUUCACUGACACCGAGAGACUGUGGCCUUUCCAGGUGGUGAGCGAAGGAGGAAAGCCCAAGGAUGCCGGGGUGAUCGCUGGGAUCAAUGUGGUAAAAGCCACAGCGGGGGAUACUCAUCUAGGUGGGGAGGACUUUGACAACCGCAUGGUUAACCAUUUUGUAGAGGAAUUCAAGCGCAAGCACAAAAAGCUGGACAAAUCACAGAUUCAUGAAAUUGUCCUGGUGGGGGGCUCUACACGUAUUCCCAAAGACAAGAGUACCGGCAAACAAAAUAAGAUAACAAUUACAAACGAUAAAGGUCGUCUGAGCAAAGAGGAUAUUGAGAAGAUGGUGCAAGACGCAGAGAAAUACAAAGCUGAUGAUGAUGCACAGCGAGAGAAAAUUGCUGCCAAGAACUCUCUAGAAUCUUAUGCCUUCAAUAUUAAGAGCAUGGUGGAAGAUGAGAACAUGAAAGGCAAAAUAAGUGAAGAAGAGAAAAGGUCCAUCUCUGAGAAGUGUAAAGAGACCAUUGCUUGGCUGGAGAACAACCAACUAGCAGAGAAAGAGGAGUACACCCAUAAGCAAGAAGGAGCUGGAGAAGGUGUGCCAACCCAUCAUUACCAAGUUGUACCAGGGAGACAUGCCAGGCCUAGCUGUGGUGCCCAAGCCAGGCAAGGCAAACAGCUCAGGACCUACAAUUGA
Staurois parvus is the source of this 813-nucleotide messenger RNA. NCBI's taxonomy places the organism in Eukaryota, Metazoa, Chordata, Amphibia, Anura, Ranidae. The record is from the annotation of a GenBank genome assembly.